Molecule: messenger RNA, 144 nt
Organism: Spirodela intermedia
Lineage: Eukaryota; Viridiplantae; Streptophyta; Magnoliopsida; Alismatales; Araceae
Source: the annotation of a GenBank genome assembly
AUGGAAACAAACCCAUUGACCAUUUACUUAAUGUCGAUCAAGGUUUAUCAUCUUCAGCUACCAAGUCAUAAAUUUUUUUGGACCACAAGGAAUGGUCAUCAUCCUUUGUUUAGGUCAACUCCGUCUUCACGCUCCCACAUUUAA